AUGCUGUGGACGUGGCUUACGACAGUUGCUGGAGGAAUAGUGGUGCUGUGUGUCUCUCUGAAAAUAUUUCUGCCCUAUUUCUGGGAAGAUCUCAUCUACUUCUUGAGGCGGAAGAGGUCAAAGGCAACAGUAAAAAAGUGGGUGAAAAAUGGAAUUCUCUCCUUAAUUGACCUUUUCAUACAGACAGUGGAAAAAAAUCCCCACAAGCCAUUCCUUAACUAUGAAGGGACUGUGUACACUUACCAGGAUGUGGACAGGAGGAGUAACAGGGUAGCACAGGCCUUCCUACGCUAUGGGAAUCUGAAAAAAGGGGACACAGUGGCCCUGCUCAUGGGUAAUGGACCUGACUUCAUCCACGUCUGGUUUGGGCUGGCCAAGCUGGGCUUCAUCGUGGCCUUUCUCAACAUCAAUAUCCACUCAAGGUCUCUCCUGCACUGCAUUAAUACAUGUGCAGCAAAAGCACUGGUCAUAGGAGAAGAUUGUUUGGGAUCAAUAGAGAAAGAAUUUAUUUGGAAUCUCUUGGAAAAUAAUGUUGCUGUCUGGCUGAUGAGCACCAGUUCUCCUUGGCAGCAUGUUCACACUCUACCAGACAAACUAGACAAGGUGUCUGAUAAUCCUGUCCCAUCUCAUCUCAGAGCUGUCACCAACACAAGAAACACAGCUCUGUAUAUCUUCACAUCAGGAAGUACAGGUUUCCCAAAAGCUGCUAUCAUCACUCAUCUAAGAACUCUGGUUGUGUCCUUAGUAUUUACUCAGUGUGGUGCAGUUUCUCAGGAUAUUAUGUAUGUCACUCUUCCCUUGUACCACAUCAGUGCUUCACUUCUUGGCAUUGGUGGAUGCAUUCAGUUAGGAGCGACCUGUGUUUUGAAGAAGAAAUUUUCUGCAAGACAGUUUUGGAAUGACUGUAGGAAGUACAAUGUUACCAUGUUUUUAUAUAUAGGAGAACUCUGUCGCUACCUCUGCAAUCAGGCCUGUAAAGAAGAGGACAGAGUUCAUGAAGUGCGCAUUGCUCUUGGAAAUGGUAUCAGACCCUCUGUAUGGAAAGAAUUUCUGAUGAGGUUUGGCCCAAUUAAAAUAUUUGAAUUCUACGGGUCCACAGAAGGAAAUCUUUCUUUCUUGAACUAUACUAAUAAAAUAGGAGCUGUGGGACGUGUUGGCAUCUUCUCAAAGUUUCUAUAUUCUUUUGAGUUGUUGAAAUAUGAUGUCUGGAAACAAGAACUUAUAAAAGAUGAAAAUGGAAAGUGCAGUAAAGCACCCAUAGGUAAACCUGGUCUUCUAGUUUUUCAAGUUACUGAGGAUGCCCCAUUUUCUGGAUAUGUUGGAAAUAAAGAAGCCUCAGAGAAGAAACUCCUGCAUAAUGUGUUUGUGGAAGGAGAUGUGUAUCUUGACACAGGGGACCUCCUAGUGAUGGAUGACGAUGGGUUUCUCUACUUCAGUGACCGGGUGGGAGACACUUUCAGGUGGAAAGGAGAAAAUGUUGCCACUUCAGAAGUUGCAGAGAUCAUUGGUAUGAUGGAUUUUGUCCAAGAAGUUAACAUCUAUGGUGUAAGCGUAAAAAAUUAUGAAGGAAGAACAGGGAUGGCAGCUAUAGUGCUUAAACGUUACCACGCCUUUAAUGGAGAAAGACUUUAUAAGCAUGUUGAGGACUUCCUUCCGAGUUAUGCCCAACCACGCUUUGUGAGAAUAAUGGAUGUUAUGCAAAUUACUGCAACUUUCAAGCAUCAGAAAAUACAUCUGGCAAAUGAAGGAUUUAAUCCAGAAAUUAUAUCUGAACCUCUGUAUUUGAAGUAUGAACCUGCACAUUCCUAUAUUCCUUUGACAAGAGAGAUAUACCAGAAGGUGAUUUCUGGUGAAAUACAUUUAUAA
Molecule: messenger RNA, 1866 nt
Organism: Sturnus vulgaris (Common starling)
Lineage: Eukaryota; Metazoa; Chordata; Aves; Passeriformes; Sturnidae
Product: long-chain fatty acid transport protein 6-like
Biological process (GO): long-chain fatty acid metabolic process; long-chain fatty acid import into cell
Cellular component (GO): endoplasmic reticulum membrane; plasma membrane
Molecular function (GO): long-chain fatty acid transmembrane transporter activity; long-chain fatty acid-CoA ligase activity
Source: RefSeq, a predicted model, not a curated record